Molecule: messenger RNA, 2085 nt
Organism: Uncinocarpus reesii 1704
Lineage: Eukaryota; Fungi; Ascomycota; Eurotiomycetes; Onygenales; Onygenaceae
Exons: 2
Coding region: 1-2085 (694 amino acids)
Biological process (GO): fatty acid beta-oxidation using acyl-CoA oxidase; lipid homeostasis
Cellular component (GO): peroxisome
Molecular function (GO): acyl-CoA oxidase activity; fatty acid binding; FAD binding
Source: RefSeq, a predicted model, not a curated record
AUGGGUUCCUUGACCGUCCAAAACAAGCAAACCCGGCUGAUGGCCCAAGCCCGGGCCAGUGCUACUUUCAAUCCUUACAAGUUAACGUGCAUCAUUUAUAAGGAUGAGCAGACUGUCCUAAAGCGAAGAGAGGCGUUCCGCCGAGUCGAAAAAGCCACUGGGACUGCGGAUCAAUCUAAACUGCCCCGGGAAUAUGCUGAUGUUAGCCGUGAAGGGGUUUAUCGAGAAGGAGUACGGUUGGGAACGGCCUCUUUCGUCGAUGGUUUACUGCACGAUCAUGACUUCUUCUCGGGAAUGGAUCAACGAUAUACCCUGAGCAACUGCACUCCAUAUGGCCUUCAUUACAUGAUGUUCAUACCCACAAUUGAGGAACAGGCUACCUCAGAGCAAGCGGCAUAUUGGCUUCCGCUUGCAAGAUCGGGCACAAUCAAUGGGGCUUACUGCCAAACAGAGCUAGCGCACGGAACCUUUGUUCGAGGCAUAGAGACCACAGCGACUUUGGACACGAAAACGGACGAAUUUGUCGUGAACACGCCAACGUUUACGGCGGCCAAAUUCUGGCCCGGUGCUAUGGCGUCCUCCUGCACCCAUGUCAUCCUAAUGGCAAGGCUAAUAAUUGCCAGAAAGGAUUACGGAGUGCACCCCUUUAUAAUUCAGUUACGAGACUUGGAUGACUUUUCUCCAAUGCCGGGCGUCGAACUUGGUGAUAUAGGAAUGAAAAUGGGUUAUAAUGGAACCACCAACGGAUAUGCCAUUUUCCACAAUGUCCGUAUCCCCCGAGACUGGCUGUUGAUGAGGCAUGCCAGUGUGGACAGGGACGGCACUUACAACAAGCCCAAGCACGAUAAGUUUGCAUAUCUUACUAUGCUAUAUGCGCGUGCUACCAUAGCACAAGGGUCCGGAUUCAAGCUCGCACAAGCAGCCACCAUUGCGACCAGGUUUUCGGUAGUACGUGAGCAAGGGCUCGGCCCAAACGGUGAAGAGAAUGCAGAUGGCUCGGAAACGACGAUUAUUUCCUACAGAUCACAGAACUUUCGCUUGUUUACGAUAAUUUCGAGAGCAUAUGCAAUUCUAUUUACAGCUCCUACUCUUGAAGGAUUGUAUGCGAGCCUUAGGAAUGUGGGAGAAACCCAGGACUUUGGUUCCUUGGGCUAUUAUCAUAUGCUUCUUGCAGGGUUAAAGGCGUGGAAUACUCAAGUCGCCGCUGACGGGACCGAGGAUGCGAGAAAAUGCUGCGGUGGGCAUGGCUACAUUCUGACGAGCGGGUUGCCGUCGAUUGUCGCUGAAGCCGCGGCUCCGGCCACGUUUGAGGGUGAGAAUUAUGUCAUGUAUCAACAGGUCGGCCGUUACUUGUUGAAAUGCCUCAAGGUUCUAAAAGUGGGCAGACGAAUCGACCCGCGCAUGGGCGAUCUUGAAAAAGCAUUUAACAUGUAUGCAGGGGGCGAUGAAAUUCAUUACUGCCAAGCGAAAAAUGAACAAUUCUUGGACCCGGAAGUUCAACUCUCCAUCUUCGAGCAUCGUGCAAUCCGGCUCCUAAUCAAAUGCGAUGAGGCAAUUGAAAAGUCACAGAGGAACGGAGGUCUCUCUCCUGCUAAAGCAUGGAAUCAGCAUAUGAUGGGCAUCAUCGCCGCGGCACGAGCAUACAUGGAGCUUGUGGUCCUCCAAGAGUUCAUCCACGGAGUCUCUCGAAUAAACGACCCUGCGAUUAACGCUGCACUCUCUCGACUUCGCUCCGUAUUCGCUCUAACCAUGAUAGUCCAUCCCCAGUCCUACGAUGCCAUAUCUUUCGUUGACGGCAACUACAUCCGUCGAGACCAACUUGCACAGAUAUCUUCCUGCGUUAAUUACUUGCUAGAUGAGCUCUUGCCAGAUGCGAUUGCAUUGACAGACGCGUGGGAUUUUACAGAUGCCAGUCUCUGCUCGGCGAUUGGACAGUAUGACGGCAAUGCCUAUGAAACUCUGAUGUCGUGGACGCGCCAACUGCCGAUGAAUAAGGACCUGAAUGAAAAGGGAAGUGCAUGCAUGGAAGCUUGGGAGAGAUGGACCAAGUUGGCUCUGAAGCCUGAACUAAGAGCAAUGCUUUGA